AUGGCAAGUAACAUGACCACUGCUGAGGCGACUGUGAUUGGUGCAAAGACUUUAUGGAUCGGUGAUGUAGAACCCUGGAUGGAUGAAAAUUACAUGGCUGGUUUAUUUGCAGGAAUAGCCUCGGUUUAAUCCGUUAAGUUGAUUAGGGAUAAGUUGAAGGGGACUCCUGUAGGUUAUGGAUUUAUUGAAUUCCCAAAUCAUGAGGUCGCUAAAAAUGUAUAUCUGACUUUGAAUGGAUCUCCAAUACCAGGGACUACAAGGUGCUACAAAUUAAAUUGGGCAACACAUGGUAAUGGAGGUCUGAAGUAAGUGCCAGCUACCACUGUUACAGCUUAGCCAGGACCAAAUACUGCUCCAAUAGCUUAGGGGGAUUUCUAAAUCUAUGUAGGCGAUCUUGAUCCAAACGUAAAUGACUAACUUUUAUUGGGAGCAUUUAACAAAAGAUAUCCAAGUGUUUUGCAAGCUAAAGUUAUAGUUGACCCCGUAUCAAGAUAUUCCAAGGGCUAUGGAUUUGUUAAGUUUGGAAACUAAGAGGAAUCUUAAAGAGCUAUUGUUGAAAUGCAAGGGAAGUAUUUAUUCAACAAACCAAUGAAAAUUAAUAAUGCAAAUGCUAUACAAAGACGUGAAGGACCUGGAGGAGGUGGAUCUGGAGGUGGUGGCGGUGGUCAUUCAUAGCAUCCUCCUGCUUAUAACAAUCCUCCACCGUAUGGGUACCCUCCUCCUUAAAUGGGAGGAUACUAUGGAAUGCCUCCACCAGGAUAAGAUUACUAUUCAUAAUACUAUUACCCACCACCUCCUCCCUUUGGAGUUCCACCACCAGGAGCUUAUCCACCUCCCUAUGAUCCAUAUGCUAUGCCUCCUGGAGGAUAUUAUCCAUCUCCUAUUCCUCCAAUUCAAUAAAAUAUCCAACCUUAGCAAUAACCACUAAUUCAGUAAUAACAUUAAUCACCAACAUAAAUCACACAAACAUAGCCUAAGCCUGAUUAUAAUACUUAACAAUAAACAUAGUAGUAAAAAACUCAACCGAAUCCAGAAUAAUAAUUCCAAUAAAAACCAUAGAAUUUACCAUCUUAAAAUAUACAACCGCAAUUUAUUCCUGGACCAUAAGGCAUUCCUCCUCCAUAUUAUGCUCCACCUCCUCAUUUGAUACCUCCUCCUUAUGGAAUGUAUCCACAGCCAAUGGGUAUACCGCCAAUGAUGCAAAAUAUGCCAAGAAAUCCUAAAUUUGAUUAGCAGGAUUACUCUUCCACUGGCCAAUAGUAAAUACCAGGCUAAAUUGGAUUCUCUUAACCACCUGCUGGCAAAUAAAUAAAAAAGAAUCAAAUAAAGUUCACAUCAGAGGAAAUAGAUCAAAUGAAUAAAGAAUUCAUGAAAGAGAUUAUUGAAAAACCAGAGGUAAUGUAUCUUUACUGA
Stylonychia lemnae is the source of this 1413-nucleotide messenger RNA. The record is from the annotation of a GenBank genome assembly. NCBI's taxonomy places the organism in Eukaryota, Ciliophora, Spirotrichea, Sporadotrichida, Oxytrichidae.